AUGAGCAGCAGAAGGAGAUUUCCUUCAGCAAAAGCAAUUGCAGCAGCUGCUUCGUCGGAGAAGCCGAGAAGCAAGAAGCCCAAGUACCUGUCGCUAAAGCUCCAGCUGAACCAAAACCCGACCCUAAAGGAGCUAGCUUUGGAAUCCAACCACGCUACCCAGAAGAAGAAGAAAACGAAAAUGGGUUCGCCUGUGGAAGAAACACAUCAUCAGCUGAACCUCUUCCCUCUUUACCCAGAAGCUGAAAACCCCAAUGUCAGCGGCGGCGAGGAAGAUCAGCAGCGGCGCAUUCGGGAGGAAAUUCAUCAGGCGGAUGAUCACGUGGCGAUUCUGUUGGAAACAGACGCCGCCGACACUUCAACGUCCCUCCACGGCCUCCUCGACAGCACUACUACUACUACGACGACGUCGGAGGAAGACCCAAUUUCUCCAAAUUACUCCAUUUUCCCCGGAGCGGUUAAGGGGUUCGGCGAAGCGGCGCCGUUUGAUCAGUGGCUGGUACGGGCGGCGAUGCGGUCCAGGGAGAGGGACGCGAGCGAGGAGCGGUGGGUGAGCUACUGUGAAGUGGUGGAGGAGAGUCAGCCGAAGAAGAAGAAGAAAGCGACAAAGAGGAAGAGAUUCGAGCAAGAUGAGGUUAAUAGCGGUGCCGGUGGCGAUUUCUUGGUUCCGUCUGGAUUUAUUUCCGCCGACGCAGCAGAUUUUGAUCCGUUGGGAGUGGUGCUGAUGGAGCAGCAGAGGGAGAGUAAUGGGUUGUCGGCGGUGGUGGGAUUGAAGCUUGAUUAUCAGGAGAUCUUGGAUGCUUGGUCCGAUAAAGGGUCUCUCUACAUAGACGGCGGCGAACCGCCGCCGCAGACCGUCCCUGAUUUGCAUGAUACUUCGCCUCCUUCCAGCGGCUCUGUGGAGUGUGGUGGGAAUGUGGGCAACCUAUGGAGAGUGCCUGACAUGGGGAGCAUGGAAAUGGAGGAGAAUGGAGGUGAAAAAGAAUGGAAGCUUGGGCAGAGAGAAGCUAGUGUUUUGAGGUACAAGGAGAAGAGGCAGAACAGGCUCUUCUCUAAGCGGAUUCGGUAUGAGGUUAGGAAGCUCAAUGCUGAGAAACGGCCCCGAUUGAAGGGUCGAUUUGUGAAGCGAAUUGGCGAGUGA
Linum trigynum is the source of this 1140-nucleotide messenger RNA. Lineage: Eukaryota; Viridiplantae; Streptophyta; Magnoliopsida; Malpighiales; Linaceae. The record is from the annotation of a GenBank genome assembly.